Messenger RNA from Sungouiella intermedia, 1836 nucleotides. The record is from the annotation of a GenBank genome assembly. Lineage: Eukaryota; Fungi; Ascomycota; Pichiomycetes; Serinales; Metschnikowiaceae.
AUGAUGUGGAAAAAAAAAUCAGCUGUUGGUUCAGACGAUAGCGAAGACCAUUCAGAAGAAGACCAGGUGGGUGAACUGCAACAUCGCAGGUCUCGUCAUAUGACUUUAGUCAACUCUCACCACCAUAUAGUGGCACCUCCACUGUCAGGAAGUCAGUCUCCUAAUACCUCGCUGCCCCGAAGACCAAAAAAAUCCGUAACGGAGCCGCUGUUGCCCUGUUGGAACGGUAUAGAUGGAGGCCCAGAAUACACCAACUAUGAAGUUUUGCCGUUGGGAAUUGCUGAGAAUGAGCUAUUCCUUCCGAACGAAAGAAGUGCCCUUUUACGUGCAAACACAGAGGAGGAAAUCCCUCGUCGUCGCAGACGGAAGAUCAGGCCCGAUAGAGUUUACAUUAAUCAAGUUGACAAUCAGUGUCAGGGAGACUGUUGUCGUGUGAAAGCGGAGGUAGAAAAAGAGAGGGAGGAAAGGCUGGAAACUCCGAACGAUAAAGAUAUGCGGAAAGCAGAGCAGGAAGCUAGAAGAGCAGAACGGGAGGUCAGAAGAGCAGACCGUGAACUCAGAAGAGCAGAAAGGGAGCAAAAACGAAACGGAAGUCGUUCCGAAAGACAGGAAAGAAGAGACGCAAGUCGUAUUGAAAGACAGGAAAGAAGAGAUGCAAGGGAAUAUAGCUCUCGUGAAGAAGGAAAUACGACGAAAGCAAAUGCAGAUGAGCUUGAAGGAAGCAAUGACGGACGUCUCGCAAUGAAAGAAGGAACCACCAGUCCUUCUGAAGUGGGCGACGUCGAAAUUAGGCCAAUAGAAGGAAAUUCCAGGAGCCAUGAAAGAAAAAAUCACAGAAAACAAUCAAAGGAACGCAGAAACAAUACAAAAGGUGGAAGGGAACUGCUUAAGCAGUUAGUUGAAGAACCUCGACCACAGUUCAGAACUUCUCCCGAAGACUGCCAGCAAGCACUCAAACUUGCCGCAAGACAGAGAGAAGAAGUUACAAAUCGCAUUCUUGAGCAUCGGCUUCUAGCUUUAGAAGAAGCCACCAAGAGACGGAGAGAGUCGAAGGCAAGACAAAGAACGGCCGACACCAGCCAGGCCGGCCUGCUGGAUACAAUAAUGGAAGCAGAGACCUCUCAGAACUCACGCAGACGUAGAAAGGAAAGAUCAGUUCCAGUGGAAGCAGACGUUGACAGAGACGAGGAAGCUGUGCGUGAACGAGAGAGACAACAUGCUGCCAGAGUGAGAGAAAGACAGCAAGUUCAUGCAGCCAGAAUCAGACAACGUGAAUUGGCACGUGAGCAGGAUGAAGCAAGAGAAUUGGCCGUGACAGAAAGAGCCGAGGCAGAACUCCGCAGACAUAUCGAGCAAGAAAAUAAUAGGCAGCGAGAAGCAGAUGAGAGGGCUCACGAGCUUCGGAUGGUAGAAGACAUGCGUGUCUCAGCAGAAGCACGGGCACUUUCGUACCUUCGUGCAGCUGAACGAGAGAGACAGAUGUUUCUCUUGCUGUCUCCACAGAGUACUUACCAUGCACGGACUAAUCCUCCUCCACGAGAUGAGUACAGCACGAUUGAUGAAGACAUUCCGCCAUAUCAUGCACAACUCCACAAGUAUUUGGAUCUUGUUGCGUAUGACGAAAGGUUUACUCCAGUGCUUCGAGUGAACAGGUACUUGAUCAGUGGAGACAGCGAAUUGACAGCAGCAAUUGAGAAGUUUACUCGGUUCAAUCUCUUACCUGAGCAGACUGAUCUUUGGUCGAUUUCACAUGUAGAUGACAAUGAUUACGAGCAGAUGAUUCCAGCUCUUAUUCCGGAGAGCAGCUACCAUGGGAAUGAGUUGGAGGGAUUUUAG